UGCACGGGGUGUUCUAGGGAUGGCUAAGGGAAAGGGUGCUGGGCAAUGAUCCCUCCUUUCAGUAUAGAUUGCAGUUUACCUUAGGCAGCGACAUUAUUGUUUUGUCAGGGGGAUGCACGUGUCAUAAAUAGUUCGGUUUUAUAGAGGGUAGUGGAUGCAUGUUUAGCAAAGCGAUGAGGCCAAUGCACUUUGCAAGACUUGCGCUGCAGAGAGCCUCCGCGGAUCCCACGACCUGUUGCUGACAAGCCGGGGGAAAGGAGAGGGAGAGGGAGAGGGAGAGGGGGAGCCGCUCGGGAGAGACAGGGUACUGCCUUGGAGACGACAGCCUUGGGUUCUUCGCGGAGGGAAUCAUGCAGUUUGCAAUCUGGCUGCUUGGACUAACGUGUCACCUGUCAGCGCUUGUCCGGGACACUUUGCAACACCGAUUGCAUCCGAAACAAGAAAGCUUCAUUAAGCAGCUGUCAUCGUAUGAAAUCAUCACCCCGCUCCGUGUAAAUGACUUUGGAGAAUCAUUCCCCCACAAAUUGCACUACAGAAGGAGACGGAGAAGUUUAAAUGGUGACCUGUCGGGAUUACGGGUUUGCUACAUGAUUGAUGCAUUCGGGGAACGCUUUCAUCUCAACCUGACCGCAGACUCCGGCUUCAUCGCCCCCUCAUACAGAGUGACACACUUGGGAGGAGAAGAGAGCAACUCCACGGACAGACACUUCGAUGACCCGGGCGAUAUGCGCCACUGCUUUUUCCGUGGACAAGUCAACGCCGACACUGAGUACCCGGCAGUCUUCAGUCUGUGCACCGGCCUUAUUGGAACAUUUACGACACAACACGGUGAAUACUUCCUGGAGCCUCUUUUAAAUGCUGUGGGGGAGGACUAUGACGAAGAGCACAUGAAACCUCAUCUCGUCUAUCGACAUGAGAGGAAGAAGAACAUCUCGCAUACUGGCAAAAACACAGAGCCCUGUGCUGCCUCAGAGAAUUCCAAGAGGCCAGUUGCUUUUAAGAGCACUGGGGGUAUGGGAGAGGAGCUGGACUCUCUCAGAGCCACCAUAGAUGAUCAACACAUUUAUGACAACAACUCCACCAGCACGCACCACACAUCCUCACACAGACGCAAACGCUUCCUCUCCUACCCUCGCUACGUUGAGCUGAUGGUGACAGCGGAUGCCAAAAUGGUGCGUCACCAUGGACGCAACCUAGAGCACUACAUCCUAACAAUCAUGUCAGUAGUAGCAGCAGUGUACAGGGACCCCAGUGUAGGAAACCUCAUCAACAUCAUGAUUGUCAAGCUAGUCGUUGUCCACAAUGAACAGGAAGGGCCCACUGUGAGCUUCAAUGCUGCCACGACUCUCCACAACUUCUGCGUCUGGCAGCAGAGCCAAAACGUCCAGGAUGACAGCCAUCCCACUCACCAUGACACAGCACUCCUCAUCACCAGGGAAGACAUCUGCCGUGCAAAAGAUAAAUGUGACACUUUAGGGCUUGCAGAGCUGGGGACAAUGUGCGACCCGUACCGAAGCUGCUCCAUCAGUGAGGAAAAUGGAAUUAGUGCCUCCUUCACCAUCGCUCAUGAGCUGGGCCAUGUGUUCAACAUGCCUCAUGAUGACAACCCAAAGUGUCGGGAGGCAGGCAUGAAGCACCAGUAUCAUGUCAUGGCUCCCACCCUCAACUAUGACACCAAUCCCUGGUCAUGGUCCAAGUGCAGCCGCAAGUACAUUACAGAGUUUCUAGACACCGGCUAUGGGGAGUGCCUCCUUGAUGAGCCUGUAGGCAGGACGUACGAGUUGCCCACCCUCCUUCCUGGCCAAAUCUACAAUGCCAACAGGCAGUGUGAACUGAUGUUUGGACCCGGUUCCCAAAUUUGCCCUUACAUGAAACAGUGCAAGAGGCUGUGGUGUACCAGUGCAGAGGGGGACCAUAAAGGAUGUCGCACACAGCACAUGCCAUUGGCUGAUGGAACUGACUGUGGACAUGGAAUGUACUGCAGACACGGGAUGUGUGUAAACAAGGAGUUGGACCUGCAGCCAGUCCAUGGGGAGUGGGGUCCCUGGGGGCCCUACAGUGUUUGUUCCAGGUCCUGUGGUGGAGGAACUCGGAGCACUGCCAGAGACUGCAACAAGCCUGAGCCCAGAAAUGGCGGGAAGUUCUGUGUGGGUCGCAGGAUGAAGUUUCGUUCUUGCAACACUGAGCCAUGUCCGCGAGGACGGAAAGAUUUCCGCGAAGAGCAGUGCUCUCAAUUUGACGGGAAGCACUUCAACAUCAAUGGUCUACCUCCCAGCGUCCGCUGGGUCCCCAAGUACAGUGGCAUACUGAUGAAGGAUCGCUGUAAGCUCUUCUGCCGGGUUGCUGGGACUACGGCAUAUUAUCAGCUCAAGGACCGCGUCAUUGAUGGCACGCCGUGCGGGCCAGAUACUUACGACAUCUGUGUUCAAGGCCUCUGCAGGCAAGCAGGCUGCGACCACGCUCUCAACUCAAAGGCCAGGAAUGACAAGUGCGGAGUGUGUGGUGGGGACAACUCGUCGUGUAAAACCCUGGCAGGGACCUUCAACGAUGCUCAGUAUGGUUACAACACAGUGGUGAGGAUCCCAGCUGGAGCCACCAACAUUGAUAUCAAACAGGUCAGCUACUCUGGAAAGCCAGAGGAUGACAACUACCUCGCAUUAUCUGACAGCCAGUCCAACUCCCUUCUGAAUGGGAACUUUGUGGUGGCCAUGUUCAAAAGGGAAAUCGCCUUCAAGGGAACUGUUAUCGACUACAGUGGCUCAGACACAAAAGUGGAGCGCAUCAACUGCACUGACCGCAUCGAGGAGGAGCUUAUUCUGCAGGUCUUGUGUGUGGGAAACCUCUACAACCCAGAUGUCCGUUACUCCUUUAACAUACCCAUCGAGCAACACAGGGAGCAGUUUGUGUGGGAUCCUUCUGGCUCCUGGCUCGAGUGCAACCGCAUCUGUCAGGGUGAGCGAAGGCGCAAGGUGGUGUGUGUGCGUAAGAGUGAUCACCUCGAGGUAUCGGACCAACGCUGUGAACAUUUGCCUCGUCCUGUUUCCGUUGCUGAGCCGUGCAACACUGACUGUGAAGUCAGGUGGCAUAUUGCUGGAAAGAGCGAAUGUUCUGCUAAAUGUGGCCCAGGCUACCGCAGCUUGGAUAUUCAAUGCAUGAAGUACAGCCUGAUGAAGAGACAGAGUGGGAGGAUGGAGGCCAGCACCUGUGGAGAUGCCGCCAAACCUCAGACCAGAGAGCCCUGCCAUGGGGAUUGUCUGCUUAAGAGCUGGCAGUACAGCGCAUGGUCACAGUGCUCUAAGACAUGUGGACGUGGGAGCCGAAGCAGAGAGUCUUACUGUAUGAACAACCUGGGUAGACGACUGGUGGACCGGGAGUGCAACGAACACCAAAGGGUGGUCACUGAAACCUGCAGCGACCAGCCGUGUCCGAAGUGGACUGUUAGCGAGUGGAGUGAGUGCCUGGUAACUUGUGGGAAGGGGAUGAGGCACAGACAAGUGUCCUGCAACUUGGGAGCUGGGGAGGAAAAGCUGAGUGAGCACUUAUGUGACCCAUCCAGCAAACCGCCUGCUGUGGGGAACUGUGAGCUGCCUGAGUGUGCGUCCUGGCAGGUUGGCGUCUGGGGAGCGUGUGCAGUGACCUGUGGCCAUGGCUACCAGAUGAGAGCUGUUAGGUGUGUGUCGGGGAACUACGGUGACACAGUAGACGACAGAGAGUGCAAUGCUGCUUCAAGGCCUAGAGACAGUCAGGACUGUGAGAUGCCGGCGUGUCCCUGGGCUUCUCCGGUACAAAGCACACCUCGUCCUGACAACUCUGCUCAGCUCCAGACUCAGUGGAGAUAUGGCUCCUGGACUGCUUGCUCGGUGUCCUGUGGCAAGGGGAAGCGGGCGCGUUAUGUCAGCUGCAGAGAUGCCCAGGGAGGGGUUGCUGACGAGUCACUUUGCACCCUCCUGCCCCGGCCCCCCGAGUCCUCCGAUUGCUUCAGCCCCUGUGGCCAAUGGCGUGCUGGGGAGUGGUCUCCUUGUUCAGUAACUUGUGGUGUUGGAAGAACCACCAGGCAGGUGGUCUGCUCUAACUACCACCAGCCAGUGGAACAGUCUUUCUGCGACCCGGAUGAGAAACCCGCAACAGAACAGGAGUGUACCACUGCACCUUGUUCUUCUAUCAACCACCGUCAGCGUAUCAAUGAUCAGCCCUACGGACAUCCCCAAGACCCAGGACGCCAUCCUGGGCACAGCAGCUGGAAUGUACCCUCUGCAGACAACCAGUGGAGGACCGGACCCUGGGGCGCAUGCUCCAGUACUUGUGCCGGAGGCUUCCAGAGGCGAGUGGUGGUCUGUCAGGAUGCUGAUGGACACAGCAACAGUUACUGCGAUGAGAGGGUCAAACCUGCCGAGUCCAAGAGUUGCGACUCUGGGCCCUGUCCUCUGUGGAACUACGGUGUCUGGGGAGAGUGCACCCAGACCUGCGGUGGAGGAAGGAGGACUCGCCUGGUGGUUUGUCAAAGGCCUAACGGCCAGAGGCUAAACAACUACAACUGCGACAUCCUGGACAAGCCGCCCGACAUGGAGCAAUGCAACCUGCAGCCCUGCCCAGGCUCUGCCACCUGGCACCGCCGACCAUGGAAGCCGUGUUCAGUGAGUUGCGGUCGGGGGACCAAGCAGCGGGAGAUAGCCUGUGUUCAUCAGAACCAAACCAAAAUAGAGGAGGAACACUGCGGUCAUUUGCCUCGGCCACGGAUGCAGAAGGCCUGUCGCUUACGGGGAUGUCCCAGUUGGAAGGCUAACAAGUGGAAGGAGUGUUCUGUCACCUGUGGAUUUGGAGUUCAGAACCGAGAUGUUUACUGCAGACUAAAAGGCAGCAGACGAGUCAGAGAGGAUCUAUGUGAUGCGCACCAGCGUCCUGCCAUUGUCCAGCCAUGCCAAACUGCAGAAUGCACACAUUACACUUGGGUCACUGGUGAGUGGGAAGAGUGCAAUGCAACCUGUGGAGAAGGCGUAAGAAGCAGGAAGGUGGAGUGCAUGGGCCCAGGGAUGACACCCGUCCAGGAAGAUUACUGUGAGACAUCGUCCCAGCCACUAGCACACGAGCCCUGCAAAGAAUCUCCCUGCCACUUCAUGUGGAUUACAGGGGAAUGGUCACAGUGCUCUGCCAGCUGCAAUGUGGGCUACCAGCAGCGUAUAGUCUCCUGCUCCGUGAUGCCCUCCUCUCAGGCUCUGCGCCUGUAUGCUGCUGCCCAGUCCUCUCCUGCCAGCACCCACUGCCCUGAGCCCCACCCUCCUGGCUCUCGUCCUUGCCUCCUCAGAGACUGCCCACACACAACCUACUGGAAAGUUGGCCCAUGGAGCAAGUGCUCACAGACUUGCGGGGCAGGAGUGAUGGAGCGCAGAGUGGAGUGUGUGACCUCCAAUGGCCAACCGUCCAAACACUGUCGUCCUUUAGAAAGACCUGAGUCUCAAGCUGCAUGUCAAGACAGGGAAUGCCAGUUGUUUGCUUCCUGCCGAGAUGUCCAGAUGAGACUGGGUGUGAAGAUAGAUGGGGAAUACUAUCUCAAAGUCAAGUCCCGGAUCCUACAGAUUUACUGUUCUGAGAUGCAGACGGAUUUCCCCAAGGAGUAUGUGACCUUGCGCAGCGGUCAGACAGACAACUACUCUGAGGUGUAUGGGCACAGGUUGCUCAACCCCUUUGAAUGUCCGUAUAACGGCAGCCGAAGACAGGACUGUGACUGCAGGAAUGACUACUCGGCAGCAGGAUACACCCUCUUCCACAAAGUUCGCCUGGACCUGAGCUCCCUGAGGAUAAUGAUCACAGACCUCCAGUUUUCCCAGACUCUUCUUGGGCGACCAGUACCCUUUGCUACAGCGGGAGAUUGUUAUAGUGCAGCCAAGUGCCCACAGGGCCAGUUCAGCAUUAAUCUGAUUGGCACCGGUCUCAAAGUGGCUGAGGCCACCAAGUGGACAUCACAGGGCAACUAUGUUUCCGUCAAAGUCCACAGAUCUGAGGACGGAACAAGAAUCUACGGCCGCUGUGGUGGUUUCUGUGGGAAGUGCAUUCCCCAGGCUCACAACGGCCUACUUCUUCGAGUCCACUGAGAGCCAUGCAUAGACCAAACCCCUAAAUCUAUCCUGAAGACAGUAGCCCAGGAACAUGCAAUAAUAGUGAUUUGUUGGACCCCGUUGUCGUCUGUGAGUGUGGUGGAGAAGCAUUUAACGGUAAUUAUCAUACAGUAACAUCCCCAGUUAACAAAUGGCAGCUAAAGCAUACAAGACACUAUGUACUGUGCAGUACUACAUGGUCACUCUUGGUCCUUCAUCCAAACUGCUAACUCUAAAGAAGACCCAGCUCUAUUUGCAUCCCAACAGUGUUGCAAUGGACUUUCAAACACUUCUUUGGAACCGAAAAUGCUUUUUUUAUGACACUGUUAUGCAUUUGUUUUAAGCAUCAUGCAAAGGGAUACAAAACUUCAAAACACUGGAAAAGCAACUACACGAGCAGUAGAAAAACCUAAUACUUCAAGGAAGAAAGUUUUAUCUUUCAAAAACACUUUUUCUUGUGGUUAUUCUUGAAGUGAAGUCUGGUAUUUCCAGAAUUACGUCACGAAGUACCUGGAACUAGUCUUGGUAUAUGUGACUUUACACGGUACAUAGAUAUUUAUUAUUACCGCCACACUGUAAGAAUUUAGUUACCAUUUAUCUAAUUGACUUGCUAUCAAUGAGACAGCAUCAAAAUCAAUAUAUUGUAUGUAAUAAUCAUCACACUUCUCUGGUGACAAAGAAGUGCUACAGAGAAACAUUUAAAUAGCAUGCAAGGGAUGGUUGCAUUAUUAUUUUACAAUGUGACAGCCAAUAGGCUGACAUAUAAAAAAGAAGAAAUACAAAAACACUGUAUUUUUUGAGACUACUAAAUGAGCUACAUUGCAGAUCAUCUUGGUCUUAAACAAGAUUAAAGGAAUAGUUGACAUUUUGGUAUUUACUCUUAUUUACUUUUUUGUUAAGAGUUAGAUUAGAAGAUCAAUUCCACUCACAGACAUAAGCGUGGUAUCAAUCUGCUUCGUGGUAUCUUCAUCUUACUUACAUCUUACUACAUCUUACAAGAAAGUGUAUUUCUCAAAAUGUCAAACUAGUCUUUUGGGGCUCAAGACGUAAAGAAAGAGUAAGCUAGCUACUAACUACUGAUAUGACCUGCCUUAUAUCAGAGGUCAAACUUUAAGAAAGCAUGAGGAGCUUUUAGAUUUAAAACAACUUCAGAUAAUUUUUAUUUUUCAUUGUUGUGUAUUUCUAAAGUCUAUCUGCUGUCGCAUGUUGUCGGGUAUUUCACAAAACUUAACUUGCAAAUACAGUCCCCAGACAUAUGAGACAUGGAGAUAGAACAUAUACUAGUGCUGUGAAGGAAUAUUUCAAUAUUUCCUAGUGUUCAAGUACAGUAAAAACAUUUUCUGUGGCUUUUUUUUUUUAAACCAUGAGGAUUCUGUUAUUUUUUAGAAGUGUUUUUCUUUAAUCACGCCACACAGACAAGUUCUCAUCUUUUACACUGUGACACAGAAUCAAGUGUGAUGUCUCACCUCACACCCUCCAUUGGGCCUACUGUAGGUACCUGCAAACCCUACCUCUCACAAUCAUCCAUGCUCUACCGAGAUAUGUGUUGUAAUAUAUUUAUGUUUGACCAUAUUUAUUCUGUAAUGACUGUAGAUAUUUUCUAUGUUUUAAGUACAAUGACCACUACCAACAGUGAAGCCAUUGUCUAAUGUUUUUGUCCUACUGUAUGUCUGCUUUGCUAAAAAGAAGAAGAAGAAGAAGAAGGUAUUAGCCUACUAUUAUUUGUAGUGUGUAACCACUAACCUUAAAUGAGGAUAUUUUAAAUGGUGCUUUUGAACUACUGGAAUUACCUCUGAUCUUGAGACGUUAAACACUGGCUUUUGGCUCUUUGGCAGAUGUAGUAUCUGCCUAUAAUGCACGUAAUGGUCCUCUCAUUAAUGUAGCUGAAAAUCUAGCAAGGUUGCCAGAUAUAUUGUAUCAGAAAAACCACUGCAUGAGUAAAUCUGCCCUUGAGUAGUACUUAACCCAUAAUAAAUUACUUCUACCAUGACCACUACUACAGCUAUCAGGCCACCUAACAUGCUGGUACUUGGAUGUUAAGCUUUAACCAAAGUAAGUAGAUAGAUGCAGAUUUUUUUUUCUCUCACAGACAAUGCAGCUUUCUUUUGAUUAAAAGAAUGACUGUAAGAUAAAUAAAUAAAUAAAAUCAAUGAGCAGCUAGAAAACCUUUGGCCAUCAUUCAUUUUUAUGAUGGGCAAUUGUUCUAUGAGGUCUGUAUCAGAAAGUUUAAGAAUACUUGAUGCACUAUGUGCCAUUCAUUUUGCAGAAAUGUAAUCCUGUUGUUGUUUUCAUUUUGUAAUAACCAUUAAGAUGUGUAACUUAUGACAUAUGUGUAUUUUUAAUAUUCAUACUUGAAUUGUAAACAGUGUGCUAAAAAUUGAAUGGGCAUUGGUACAGAAUAAAGAAACAGUGUGCUUGUUUGCCAUGCUUUAUCCAAAGACGUUUUUUAAGAAUCAUAUAUACCUACAGUAUCUAUGUAGCCUGUAUAAAAGAAAUGAAUGAUUGAUUCUGGUGCUAUGCUUACUAAUUGUAUCCAUACUGUAUGACCUGCUACUAUACUAACGCUGUUAAAAAUAAGUAAUAAUAAAAAAAUGCUUUUGAGCUGAA
Molecule: messenger RNA, 8699 nt
Organism: Etheostoma spectabile (orangethroat darter)
Lineage: Eukaryota; Metazoa; Chordata; Actinopteri; Perciformes; Percidae
Product: A disintegrin and metalloproteinase with thrombospondin motifs 20
Exons: 39
Coding region: 351-6089 (1912 amino acids)
Biological process (GO): proteolysis; extracellular matrix organization
Molecular function (GO): zinc ion binding; metalloendopeptidase activity
Source: RefSeq, a predicted model, not a curated record